Chironomus riparius is the source of this 1185-nucleotide messenger RNA. The record is from the annotation of a GenBank genome assembly. NCBI's taxonomy places the organism in Eukaryota, Metazoa, Arthropoda, Insecta, Diptera, Chironomidae.
AUGGAUAUGCCAUCAGAAAAAGUAAUUGCACAGCGUCGCAGGCACACAAGAUUCUCGAACAUUAUUGGUGCUGAUUUGCAGAGUCCUCGUUUGUAUCAUCCACGAGUAAUAACUAUGUCGGUCAUAGGAACAAUAACAAUCUCAGUGAUACAACUUAAUGGCUUAUAUAAAGCAUGGCCUAAUAUUCUUAGCAUUUGUCAGACAUUGUUUUUUAUUCCGUUGAUUCUGCAAAUUUUCUCAAGAAUUAUAAACCGCUAUGGACUAAAUGAUGAAGCCAUAAAUCGAGAACUUCUAGAAAGAUUGAUGCAGUUCAACAGAAAUCAUGAAAAUAAUUUAAUUUAUCGGCUUGUGCUGCUCAAAAAAUUAAACUUUUAUUAUAGUUUUUUCAAUGCGACAUCACUUGGAUACUUUAUUGUAAUUCACAUGCCAUUCAUUGGAAUUAUUGCAUCUGCAGCUUUUUCAGGAACGUAUCAACUGAUGGCACCUAUUUAUUUGCCAUUUGUUGAUGCCACUAAGCUUUGGGGCUUCAUUGUCAAUGCAAUUGUUCAACUGUUACUGACAGAGAUAACUUUUUUUGCAUUAACUACUCUUGACUUUCAAUUCAUGUUCUACAGCUAUCAUAUAGCUUCAAUGUUUGACAUUUUAAGUAUGAAGUUUACAGAAUUCGGCAAUAAAUUGACUGAUCAUCCACGUUCGAAUUUUAAAUAUAUUGUGAGGAAGUUUAUCAUUAGAGUUCAUAAAGAUCCAGCUGAGAGAAGCAAUAAAGAAAUGCUAAUUCACCUGAUUAAGGACUAUUACAAAAUCACAAAGUACACAUCAUUGCUGUUUAAAGAAAUGAAGAUUCCAGUCUUUAUGACAAUCACUUCUGGAGGUUUUGCACUUUGCCUUUCUGCACUGACGAUGCUUUCGAACUCAACAAUCAUCGGAGCUUUGGGCAUUUUCUUUUACAUGACACAAAUUGCGACUUCGUGUAUCCUCGUGACUUUUGUCAUUCAUCAAUAUGAAAUGUUCCUCAAUAGAAUUUACAAAUUUCCAUGGUACUUGCUGUCAAAUUCGGAUCAGAAAAUCUUCUUGCAGUAUUUGCAGAUUUGCCAAAAUUUUGACGAUUUUGAAUUGCCAAUGAUUGGAACGGUUGAUAUGGAAUUAUUUACGACUGUUGUCAACACUGAUUUUAACAGUUUUUAA